AUGACGGAUCUGGAAAGCUACUACCUGACGGAGGAGCCGCAAGUAAUUUGUGGAUUGACGGUUCCUUCUAUUGUUGAAGACUUCGUGGAGGAUUAUCCCUCAACGGUGGAACGUUUUUUCACCCGUUACUACUAUGUGCAACCGGGAAAGGAGAACGAGCCUCUCCAGGUGCUGUUCCACUCGAACCGGAUCUGUUUGAUUGGUCUGGCUUCGGAGCAUGAGGCGCUCGCCAAAGGGAUUCAGUCGGUUACGUUCGAAGUGGGACGGAUAGAUCGCAGCGAGAACCAGGUAAGUGGGAAGAAAAAGAGCGGCGGGAUGAUUGUGCAGAUGGAUUCAACGAUGGCCCUGAUCACCUGCGAGGAUGGAAGUGUGUACAAAGUGCGGGGUUGUGUCCAAGGAAAGUUGGUCGAAGUGAAUAAGCGGUUGGUGGAGAAUGCAAAUUUAUUGCGCGAGGAAGGUGUUGGGUAUGUGGCGGUUAUUAUGCCUAAACCGGAGCAGUGUGAAGCAAUCAAGAAGAAGCUAAUGUCCCGAGAAGAGUAUGAUGAGAAAUACCGUAAGCCAACGAUUAGUGAAUAAGACUGGCAGGAAAUUAA
Messenger RNA from Aedes albopictus (Asian tiger mosquito), 593 nucleotides. RefSeq names its product protein Abitram. Gene Ontology annotation, biological process: dendrite morphogenesis; regulation of actin filament polymerization; regulation of filopodium assembly. Bases 1 to 576 code for a protein of 191 amino acids. The transcript has a single exon. The record is from RefSeq and is a predicted model, not a curated record. Gene Ontology annotation, molecular function: actin filament binding; actin monomer binding. Lineage: Eukaryota; Metazoa; Arthropoda; Insecta; Diptera; Culicidae. Gene Ontology annotation, cellular component: dendrite; nucleus; lamellipodium.